AACAAAACAAAAAACAAAACAAAACAACAAACAAAACAACAAACAAAGCGAAAAACACAGCGAAAAACACAGCGAAUAACAAGGCGGAAACGAAAGACAGCGCAGUCAAAUGUAGACUCUGCGGUGGCCCCGCGACUGCCCCAGCCGGAAGGAGCAGGCGACACGGCCGCCUGCACAGACGACUCGCCCGUGUCCGCCGAUAGCACAGAUGGUCAAUGUCAGACCCUCAACACCCCACUCUUCCUCGCCACAAAACCCUUUCUUCCCGUCCGCGAUGGCUCUUUCCGACGGCUUCACUUUGGUGGUCAUGGGUGCCGGCGUCAUGGGCACCACCUUCACCUCUGCCAUCCUCAACUCGAACGUCAGCCCCUACCCUGGCAAGAUCCAUCUUUGCUUGAAAAGCGACGGCAACAGCAAGGCGUUGAAAGAGGCGUACCCGCAGGACUUUGUGGAGGUGCACAGCGACACGGCCGCAAAGAACAGGGCCGUGGCCUCGGCCGACGUGGUGAUUUUGGGAUGCAAGCCUUUCCACUACAAGGCAGUGUACCAGGAGAUCAGGGGCUCGUUGGGCCAUGCGACGUUGUUGAUUUCGCUUUUGGCCGGGGUCACGAUCGAGCAGUUGAGAGUCUUCACGCCCAACGUGGCGCGUGUCAUGACCAACACGCCUGCGCGCUACGGCUGCGGCAUGGCCACCGUGGCGUUUGCCGAGUCUGCCUCGGAGGACCAGAGGGCCCUUGUGUUGGGCCUCGCCGGCACGCUCGGCACGGCCAUGGAGAUCCCGGAAAAAAACAUGGACGCGGCCACCGCGCUCGUGGGCUCGGGGCCGGCGUUCUGCCUCCUCAUGAUGGAGGCCUUGUACGACGGCGGCGUGCGCAUGGGGCUCCAGCACGAGGUGGCCCGCACGGCUGCUGCCAAGGUCAUGGAGGGCACGGCCAAGAUGGUGUUGGAGACGGGCGAGCACCCCGCGGUCUUGAAGAGCAAGGUGUGCACGCCGGGCGGCACCACCAUCGGCGGGUUGUUGAAGAUGGAGGACGCUGGCGUGCGGGGGGCCAUUUCCCGCGCCGUGGAGGAGGCUGCGGAGAUCUCGGCGUCGUUUGCGAAGUAGGGGCGGCCGCUGUGCCGGUGCUGCCGGUGCCCGGCGGUGCUCUGGGUGCUGUGUAUGAAUUUUGUGUAUAGGUGAUGUAUUGGUUCUCUGCGGCUGUGUUCUUUCUGGGCUGCGAAAUGAUUCUGUAUCGACCCUGUGCCGGUGCUCUGUG
This is a messenger RNA of Metschnikowia bicuspidata var. bicuspidata NRRL YB-4993, 1256 nucleotides long. RefSeq names its product pyrroline-5-carboxylate reductase (gene PRO3). Gene Ontology annotation, biological process: L-proline biosynthetic process. The coding region runs from base 275 to 1105 and encodes 276 amino acids. The transcript has a single exon. Gene Ontology annotation, molecular function: pyrroline-5-carboxylate reductase activity. The record is from RefSeq and is a predicted model, not a curated record. Lineage: Eukaryota; Fungi; Ascomycota; Pichiomycetes; Serinales; Metschnikowiaceae.